This is a messenger RNA of Nicrophorus vespilloides, 1359 nucleotides long. RefSeq names its product stimulator of interferon genes protein (gene Sting). The record is from RefSeq and is a predicted model, not a curated record. The transcript has 8 exons. NCBI's taxonomy places the organism in Eukaryota, Metazoa, Arthropoda, Insecta, Coleoptera, Silphidae. Gene Ontology annotation, cellular component: endoplasmic reticulum membrane; autophagosome. Gene Ontology annotation, biological process: positive regulation of type I interferon production; activation of innate immune response; positive regulation of macroautophagy. The coding region runs from base 167 to 1282 and encodes 371 amino acids. Gene Ontology annotation, molecular function: 2',3'-cyclic GMP-AMP binding; cyclic-di-GMP binding.
CAUUGGCAUUAGUCAUGGAACGAAUUCGAUUCGAUUAGAUUCGUGACCCACAAUAUUGCACUGAGCCAGAACCCACUUCCUUUACAUUGUUUCAAAUUCAUAAAUAAAUUCAUUUCCUUUGAUCGUUUUCAAUAACAUCGUCGUAUUUACCAGACUCUUGACGACUAUGGACCAAAUCGAGUACGUGAGGACGAAUUCCAAGAACAGAAGAGUCUUCCCGAAGAGCAUUCCGCCAGAGAGGCAGAACGAGGCCCGUUCUUAUCAGCAUCUAAUUGCGAUCGUGUUCUUGCUACUUGCUUUCGUUCUAUAUCCGUCCGCAGGAUUCAUUUUAUAUGUAAAUUAUAUUUAUGUUCGUGCAGUGAAAUACUUCUCGCUUUUCCUGCUGGUGCUCUUCGCCAUUGCGUUCGUUAAACGGUUGACGCAUUUUGCGGAGGAGUACAAAUACCUGCACUGCAGAUACAACGAUUCCCUCCAUCUGCUGAUCAACGAUGUCUUCACGAUCCUCCCCAGACAGAUCUCCAUCUUCUUCGCGGCGUCCAGCGUGUUCCUGCUCGCUUACAAUUGGGAAACCGGACACGAAAACCUGCCGAUGUUGCUCAUCCUGGCCGCCGUGUAUCUGCUGAAGGACAUCCUGAAAUUGGACGAUUACCCGCUUCGGUAUUCGCUGCGUAUUUCAGACAUGAUGGGCCUCGAUUACGGAUCCGGAAUCGCGCACAGUUUCUACCACGGCUACCUGAAGAUCAAUUUGGCGCCGGAAGACGGAUUGAAGGACAAGAUGAUGAUCUACGAAGCGGAGGAGAACGUCAACUUCCAUCAGCACAAGCUGUACGUCCUCGUGCCGCUGUCCUUGUACUGUCCGCCAACCCUCGAGAGCGUCUCCAGCAGGAUCGAAAAGGCCAAGACUCUGGAUCCGAUCACCAAGAACAGGGCGGGCGUCAUCAACAGGGUCUACAAGAAUGCCGUCUACAAGAUCAAUUACACGUCGGGAAAUCAACAAGAGAAGCUGUACAUAUGCGCCGAGUACGCUACGCCGCUGAAGACCCUCGACGAAGUCACCAAUAAAACUGGACUGCAUUCAGAAUACUACAAGAAGCACAAGUCGGAGUUGAUCAACCAAUUUUACGAAACACUCACCUCGCUCAUCGCCGAAGACCCGGACAUGGCGAACACCUGCGAAGUGAUCUACUACAAAGACAAAAAAGCGAACGGUGAUCUCAUAGACGUCGGCGAUUUGAUCUUGAAGAAACUGAUUCUCGACAACAGGAGGAUGCUACAAAGUUGAUUGACAGUUUUGACUAAAUGUAAAUAACUAAAGAGACAAUAUAUUUUAUUUAAUGUAAAUAAACGUUGUUGUAUUUG